AUGAUGUGUGAAAUCAAUUUUUAAUGUGGCAAAUAUUACUACGACUAAAAAGCUUAGGUGUAGAUUGAAUAACGUGAUCCUGUCUAACUCAGGUUCUAAGAAAAUAAUAAGGGUGAAUAUUCAAUCACUGAUUAGCAUUAAAGAAGUGUAAUUAAAUUCUCUUAUCAGUAAUACGUUAAGUUUAAAUAAUACCUCACAGAGUUUUUGAUAAGACAAGGCACAUUUACGAAGUGAUCUUUAAGUACUUUGAAUGUGUGACAUUUACAUCAGCAUGGGUGGAUUAAGAAGACAAAUAUUUGCAGCAUUCAUAGGAUCGAUAUCUAUCAUUAGCAGUGGGAUGGCAUAUGGAUGGGUCUCCCCAGUUCUCAACCAGCUCUCUGAUGAAGAUGGAGAAAUCCGUGCGACCAAGGAGCAGAUAUCUUGGAUUGCUGCUGAUAUUGAAAUUGGCUGUCUCUUGACACCAUUACUUGGAACUUUUUUAAUGGAUAAGUUUGGGCGGAAAUGGCCUAUGUUAUGUGCAGUUCCAUUGUUCAUGAUCUCAUGGAUCCUGACUUUAGCUACAAGAUCAGUACAAAUACUUUAUAUCAAGAGAAUGUUAGACGGUAUGGGAAUAGGAUUGGUGGUAACAAUAGCUCCGAUUUAUCUGGCAGAAAUUGCAGAAGCUAAUAUUCGUGGGUUGAUUAUAAUGUCAAUUGCAGUAACAUGGUACGGUGGCAUCCUCAUUCAAUUCUGUCUUGGUACCUAUUUAUCCUACAAUGUCAGUGCAUGGAUAAAUCUAGUGGUACCCAUUUUAUAUUUGAUUUUGUUUUCAUUUUUACCAGAAUCACCUUACUACUUUAUGAUGAAAAAGCAGGAAAAUAAAGCUGCCGACUCACUUGCGUGGUUUCAAAAUGUCCGGCCAAAUGAAGUUUUUGAAGAGCUCAAGGACAUAAAAAGUUACCUCGAGGAAGAUGCUAAGAACAAGGAGUCUUGGAAAGCUGUAAUAAAAAACACUACUUACAGAAAGUGUCUAGCAAUAAUGAUAGUGGUAAUACUUGCAACGAUUUUGACAGGACUAACUACAAUAUUUUCUUAUGCUUCAGAAAUGUUUGCCGAUACAGAUUCUGAAGGAUUUUUAAAUCCUGAUACAUGCUCAGUAGCAAUUGCAACUCUGUUUUGUGUGAUGUCUAUAGUAAUUUAUUUUUUAAUUGAUAAAAUUGGCAGACGACCCUUAAUAAUAGUCUCAGCAUUUGGAUGUUUUCUCUCUAAUCUAGCUUCUGCAGUAUUUUCAUACUAUAAAAAUGAAUUUAAAUACAAAUGGAUACCACUUGUUACUAUAGGAUCUUACUGCUUCUUUGUCACUCUGGGUCUAGUCCCAGUUAUGUUGGUCUUUCAAGGGGAAUUGUUCCCUUCUAGCAUUAGAACCUUUGCUUCUGGCAUGAUUAUAGUCAUCACAACUUUUGUCUCCCUUGUAGCAUUAAAGUUGUACUACAUUAUUGGUUCUUCAAUAGGUAUCUAUGUCAAUUAUCUUAUAUAUGCUGUCGUUGCAGGAACUUCUACAGUUUGGCUAAUCUUUUACUGUCCAGAGACUAAAAAUAAGACAUUUGCUGAGUUAUUGAAGGAGCUUGAAGGAACUAAUGUGGGAGAAAAAAUGUUGUACAGAGAAGAAAUGCAAAUGUUAAACAAAUAAAAUCUAUAAAUAUAUUCCAAAGUGAUUUUUGUAAUACAAAUUUUUUCAUUAAGCUUAGUAAUAUGUUUCUACACAAAUGAAAAUAGAUUUACUAGUUGGGUCAUGGCUAAGACUUCAGGUGCUUAUAAGCUUUGUUCGAUGUUGAAUAUUGUUAAAAAAUUUCAGUUCUUAUUUUUAGAUUCAGAUUCAGAUUCAGAUUCAGAUAAUUCUUUAUUCAUAGGUAUUACAGUCAAUACAUUGAAUAGUGUCAUUAACUUAAAAGUAUUCAACAUUUCUUAAAAUUAGGCUAAUUUUACUUUAUUGCAUUUAUAAUUCCUUAAAAGAGUAUAAUACUUUGAUUGUUAGGUAAUCCUUAAGUAUUUUUUUAAACUUAUUGAAUGAUGGUUCAGCCUUAAUAUGUUCUGGAAUUUUGUUAAAAAAUUUGUGAAUUUGUGAAUUUUACAUUAUUCUUUCUAAAAUUUAAGUUUAUGUGUUCAUGUAUUGCUACUCUAUCUAUGCUCACGCCGACAUCAAUGGGGACCUUUACCUGGAUAAUGAGAUAUCCUUAUCUCUGAACUCUAUGAUAACUAUUAGAUCAAUUAUAAUCCUUUCCACACAAGCCAUCUUACUGUACCAAGCUCAUAAUCUUUUAUAAGAGUGUUGUAGCCUCCACUUGUGUCAACAUCGGGAACCCUCUCUUAAACAAAAUGUAUACUGCAUUAGAAUAUGAGUAGAUGUGGCAAGUGGGGUUAAUUCUAACCCACUUGCAUUCAACAUCAUUUAGCAAACACACACUUUUUAUGAGUGAUGGAUUAAAAAGUAUGUUAUAAGUUAUCAGAAGUAAACCAUAAACUAGAAAAAAUGGUCAAGUUUUCAUUGAAGGAAGAUAGUUUAUCUUGAGCCAAUUAUUGCUUACCAUCAUUCAAACUCACCAUCACGACAAUCUGUUUAAAUCAAUUGUCUCCAAAUUUUAAAAAACCUUCAUCCAUAGAGGUGUUUAACUUUCUUUAAAACAAAAAAUACACAUAUUUAGUAUACGCUGUUUCUAAACACCCCCAAUUAAUAUUUACUACGGUUUUUUUAAUUAGCAAAAGGUAAAAAAAACUUUAGAGUUAUUAUUUAAUCAAAUUGGAUCUUCAUUUUUAUGUAUUCAAAAUAUAGAAUUGGAUAUUUUUACACUUUGAAUUGCCAUAGUUAAAACCAAAAUAUUUAAGCAAUAUUUCUAUUUGUUAAAAACCUGUUAUGCCCUCUCAAAAGAUGCAUGUUGAAUAUUUAUGCAAUCACAGAAAAAGAACCAAUUUAUAAAACUUUUUAAUGUGAUGGUUUGUUAUAAUCCUAAAUUAAAUAAUUUAUAUUUUUCUUAUGUUAUAAUGAGCACCACUGGCAUAAAAUUAAUGGUUUUAGAUAACAAAUAGGAAAUUUGGGAUCAAUCUAUAAUUUAUAUAAUACAAGAUUUUAUUACAAAGCUGUAUAUUAUUAUAAUUUUGACUGUUAUUAGUACGUUUUUUGUUUGCAACUUUAAGAUCCAAAUUCUUACAAUUAUGUAGAAAUAGUACGAAAAAAUGUUGCAAAGAUCCAAAACAAUAAAAUUUAAAAUAAGAAUGAAAUUGGCUUUUUGUAUCUUUAUCUAAUUUUGGGGUAGUUUUCAAGCCAACUAGUUUAACUAAGCUACUUUUAUUAUCUGCAAAAUAUGAACAUUCCAUCCAAUUCCCUAACAUAUGGUUUUAAUUACUAUAGUGUAAUCACAACAACCAAUAAAUAACUUUUUAUUUUGUGAGGCCUUACUAUACCAAGGCUAUCUUCUUCAAACACAUCACCAAAGUAAAUUAGUUUAUUUUUAACAACAGUUAGACAUAUGUGAUUUUAAUAUUAAUUUGUGUGGAGAAGUGUGUAAAAUAAAGAUAAAUUAUUACUCAAGAUUAUACUAUGUAAAUUUUGAAAGUUAUUUUUGUAAUCUUCAUAAAAGUAAUAAAGAAUUUUGUAUUGUUCCAUCUUCUUAAUUUGAUAAAGCUUCUGUGUUUGUUUGAUUUGUGUAAUAGGAUUUUCAAGUACAUCUCGUAUAUCUUGGUGUGUUAACAUGCUUUAAUUUAUAUUAAUAUAGGUUUUUUUUAAAUAUGGUGUGUUCCAUAUUAGUACAGUGGUGUGCAACACCAGAUUUUUCUUUUAUGUUGAAUUUAAUGUGGAAGCAAUGUUCUUUAAAUCUUGUAUGAAUUUUUCUUUUUGUCUGUAUGUAUUUCUUAUUUCAGUCAUCAAAUUUUAUUUGAUAUAUACCUGCUAUAUGUUUCAUUAAUGUCUUCAGCAUAUUUUUGGUUUUUCAAUUUAUUCUUCAAGUUACUUUUUAUUUUAUAUGUAAUGUUAUGUUUGUAUGUCUUUUAAAGAUUUUUGUACAUCUUUUGAUAAAUGUGUCCAUUUAGUGCUAAUCCAAUUUGUUUGUAAUUGGUCAAGUGUUGUAUUUGACUUUUUCUGAUAUUUUUCUUUAGUUCUUUAAAUAUAUAUUUAACUAAAUUCAUGUUAUAUUCAUUGGAAAACAGUAACACUUUUUAUAUUAAAUUAUACGUAGUAAGAACAACACAAUACUUAAUACAGACGUUUUUUAACCCUCUUUA
Molecule: messenger RNA, 4254 nt
Organism: Homalodisca vitripennis (glassy-winged sharpshooter)
Lineage: Eukaryota; Metazoa; Arthropoda; Insecta; Hemiptera; Cicadellidae
Product: facilitated trehalose transporter Tret1-like
Exons: 2
Coding region: 251-1669 (472 amino acids)
Biological process (GO): transmembrane transport
Cellular component (GO): membrane
Molecular function (GO): transmembrane transporter activity
Source: RefSeq, a predicted model, not a curated record